AUGAGCUAAUAGAAAAACUUCAUUACAACAGAUAAAGGGAUUACCUAUGUAAUAGAGAAUAUGCUCGGUAGCGGGACUGGAGGAUAAGUUUAUAAAGCCUACAGAGAUGAACCAACAUAAGUGAAAGCAUAUGUGGCUCUGAAAAUUUAGGGCAAUUUAGAAAUUUAAGAAAGUUAAACUUUAAAAACACUAAGUGAACAUAAGUUGCAUCACAUCGUUAAUAUAUUGGACUUAGAUUCAUAUAAUAAUUAUAUUGUUAUCAUAAUGGAUUUGGCUACAGGUUCUUUCCAAGAAUUUUGGAAGAAUGAGAGAAUAGUUGACAUAAAGCUUAUUCUACACUAUUUCCUUUAAGUAAAAAUAGAAUUAAUAAUUUAAGAUAGUUUAGGGGACAGAGGAAUUGCAUAGUUUAUCUUUAAUACAUAGAGAUUUGAAAUUGGAUAAUGUAGUGUACAUGGAAAUAAAUAACCAAAAGCAUCUAAAAUUAUGCGAUACUGGACUAAUGAGAGAGAAAAGUGGCAGAAAGACAAUAACAGUAGGAACGCCAUAUUACAUGGCACCUGAGUAAAUCAAUUAAAAUAUCUAUGAUGAGAAAAUCGACAUUUGGGCAUUGGGUAUGAUACUGUACGAAAUGAUAGCCAAAAAAACUAUGGUUGAUGGUAAAAAGUAUAUUUAAUUUACAAGGAAAUUCAAUUCAAUCAAUAUUGCAAUCUAUCUUAAAUUUAAGGUAGGAUUAAAUUAAUUAACAGAUCGAUUCAUUGUUCAUUAGCAAUUAUGAAUAUUCAUAAGAUAUUAAAUUGUUGUUAAAAUAGAUGAUAAAUGUAAGAAGCAAUGAAAGGAGUAAAGCAAAUGUGAUAGUUUAGAAGCUGAAAAAAAUAUUGAAAAUUGAGGAGAUUCAAUCAAGUAUUAAUGGUCUUUAAUAAUCUUAAUUUCAGUAAUUUCAAUUCAAUACCUCUGUUUAUAAAGAACAAAUAAAAUAAGAGAUUUAACAAGAAUUAGAAGAAAAGAAAAAUUAAGAGUUCAAAAAAUUGGAAGAAUAAUAUCAAAAGGAUUUAAAAUAAAUUAGAGAGGAAUCUGAUGAAUAGCAUCAAAAAUAGAUGAGAGAUGAAAUUAAUAAAAUUCGAAAGGAAAUAGAGGUUGACUAGAAAGCCAAGUUUGAAUAAGAACUACAACUCAAGGAAUAAUAAUUAUAAUAAGAAUAUCAAUUUUAGUUGACUUAAGUAAAUGAGAAGUAAAAGUAGGAACUUACAAACAAAUACGAUGAGGAUUUGUUGAAAUAAAAAAAAUAAAUGGAAUUGUAAUAUCAAUAAAAAGUUGAUCAGCAAAUUUCAUUAAAGUAGUAGUUUCUCAUAAAAGAAGUGGAAGAGAAAAUUAGAUAAGAAUAACAAAAUAAGGAAACCGAACUUAAGAAGCAGCUUUAGGAAAAAUUGUCACACCAGUAUUAAUAAGACUUCGAAUAGAAACUGAAGGAUUUAAGUGAAUUCUAAAAUUAAUUUGUAAUAACUCAAUAAAAUAUCUUGAAAAGUAGAAGUCUCAUUGAAAAUUAAUUAAAGGAAUUAAAAUAAUAACUUUAACAAUAACAAAUGCCAUCCCAAAACUAUUCUCUUUGUAAUUAAGACUUUUAAAAGUAAUUAGAGGAUAGAUUAUAAUAAUUGAUGUCAGUGAGUUAUUAAAUUGAGAAAUUGAAUUUUAUUUAACAACAAAAUUACGACUGCAAUUAAAUUGAUGAAAAUCGAAAAAAGUUAACAGCAAUCAUUAAUUCUUCAUAACAAUUUUUGAACCCUUUUGUUGUUGAUAGCUUUAUUAAGAAAUUAAAUCAAUAACUCAAGAGUAUCGCUGAAGAAUAGACAAGGUUGUCAUUAGAAAAUGAACAAUAACGAUUGACAGCCUUUUUUAAAGAUUAUUAAGAGCUUAUUGAUUAAAUCGAUUCUAUGAUUUCAAAAUAAUAGCUCAUGAUGCAGAACUUAAAUGUAAAUGCUGAUUAGCUAAUUUAAAAAGAUAAUUAAUUAUAGGCAGAAAUCCAAUUUGUAAAUCAAAAGUUUAAUGAGAUGAGAGCAGAAUUCAAAUUACAUUAGUCAAUAAUGAAGAAUACUUCCAUAAGAGAAUAAACUCAAACUGAAAAAUUAAAUAAAUCUUUUAUGGAUUUAAGAGAUCAAUUUAUUGAAUUUGGAAAAAAAUUAGAUAAAGCCCAAAUUAGAGUUUCUUAAUAAAAAGAAAAAGACCUACAGUUGAUUAUGAAUGAUUUAUAGAAACUUAUUUUGUAAGUCAACGAAUGGGAAUAAAAAAUAAAUUAUAAUAAUGAUGAAUAAUAAACGUAGUUCUCAAAUGAGGAGUAAGAAAUUCUUCUAUAGUUAAACACAUAGUUAUAAAAUUUUGUUGAAAUCAAGACUAAAAUAUAAUCAUUAAGAUCUUAAUUAAAAUCAAAUCAAAUUUAGUAUUCCAACAAGAUUUUUACUACAAUCAAAACAGAAUUUGAAAUUUCUGCCUUUAAAAUAGAGUAGUUAUAUAAUAAUUAUAUAAAAAUGUUAAAUAGAUUGUAAGCCUUAAGUUUACAAUAACAUUAAGUAAUUACGGAACAUCGAAAUCUAAAAGAAAAAUUAAGAAAACACUACCAGAGUUUAUCGUAGAAGUAUGAUCAUAUAGCCAAUGAAUACAAAGAUAUUUAGAAUGUAUGUAAAAAUGAAGAAAAGUUUGAAUCUAUAUUGUUAGUAAUAGAGAGAUAAGAAAAAACUCUUCAAAACGGUUAUUAAGAGAGAAUCGUUUAAAUUAAUGAAGAGAUUGCUGAUUUUGAAAAGAAAGUGUUCUAGAACUUAGGAGAGGUGUAAUAAGCAGAAAGUAAAAUUUCCUUUAAAUUGGAGUUCAUAUCUGACCAUCUUAGAUAUGAAUUAUAACAACUUAAUGUAAUCAAAUAAUAAGCAACAGAGUAAAAGGAUGAAUAUUUAGAAAAAAAUUAUUAAUCUUUUUUAAGAUCUUUAGAAGAAUUGUAAACAGCAUAGAAUAGCCUAUAGCUAACUCAAACAGAAUAGCAAUACUAUGAUAAUAUAGACAAUAAAUAAUCCUUACUUCAAAAUUCUAUCAAAGAGUAUUAAUAAAAAUUAGAUGAAGAUGAAGCAAACACUCGCUUAAUUACUUCUAUUAAUAUUACUAAAUAUAACUAUUAUGCCUUAUAAUAGAAGAUAAAGAAUUAAAUUUAGCAAUUUUAGGAAAAGGAAACUUUUUAUAAGGAAUUGGUUGAAAAAUAAAAAGAAAGGAUUUCUUAGAUUGAAGAGGAAGUAAAAGCGUUCAAUCAUGAUUAAAUAGUGGGGAGUGUUAGAAAUUACUUGGAUAAAUUCAAAAAAAUUACUGAAAAUAUUGAUUCUCUGAAUCAUGAAAGUUAAAACUUAGACAAGGAGAAAAAAAAGGCUCACAUAAAUUAGUUUAAUAACUAAAUAUAAAUUUAUAGGGAAGAAAUUAAGGAAUUGCAAAAAUAGAAGUAAGAAAAUACUGUUUAAUUUAAUAAUCUUCAAUUUUAUGAUAUAAAAAUUGAAAUAAUCAAAUGUUUUGAUUUUCUUUUUUAGUAAUUCUGUAUGCAUUAGAGGGAAAUGCGAUAUUAUGAGUACCAAUAAACGUAGAGCAAUUAGAAUUAAUAGUAAAAAAAAAAUCAAGAUGAUAAUCUAAAAUUACAUGCGAUAUGUUUUGGGAAUUUAGAAAUAUGCUUUAACAAGUAUUUUUCAAAGAAUUAAUCAUCUCAAGAUCAGCUGUUAGUUUAAUCUGUAAAGAAAUAUCUUAAUGAAAAUAGGUCUACUAAUUAAUAAUCAGUAUUAGAAUUAUCACUUGAAAUGGAUCUUUUAAAGGACCUGUAAGAGAUAAACAAACAUUUGGAAAAUUAGAGUAAGUCACUUUAAGAAAAAGUAAAAAAACAAAAUAAAGUGAAAUUAAAUGCUAAAAUUAAAUUAUUAUCUCAAGCAAUUUCCAACGAUUAAAAUAAAUAAUUUUUCUUAAAUAUACAGCAAGCAUUUGAAUAUCACAUCCCUAAAUUAAAAGAAAUAAAUUUAGCAAAAUGGAAAAAAUAACCAUCUUGA
Messenger RNA from Paramecium octaurelia, 4058 nucleotides. NCBI's taxonomy places the organism in Eukaryota, Ciliophora, Oligohymenophorea, Peniculida, Parameciidae. The record is from the annotation of a GenBank genome assembly.